Molecule: messenger RNA, 3710 nt
Organism: Histoplasma capsulatum G186AR
Lineage: Eukaryota; Fungi; Ascomycota; Eurotiomycetes; Onygenales; Ajellomycetaceae
Exons: 1
Coding region: 1-3198 (1065 amino acids)
Biological process (GO): regulation of transcription by RNA polymerase II
Cellular component (GO): SWI/SNF complex; nucleus
Molecular function (GO): transcription cis-regulatory region binding
Source: RefSeq, a predicted model, not a curated record
AUGAAUGCCUGGCUCUCCGACGCCGCGACUGCGAACAUAACCAACCACGACAAUGGCGCUUUCACUAAUAACCCGACCAUCGACCCAUCGAUGGCCUUCCUUCAUCAAUCACCUACCUCUGCCGAUCCUGCCCAGUUCCAGCGCAUGUUCAAUAAUGGCGCCCCCCAGACUAUAUCGCCCGGCUUCCACAACCCCAACUCAGUGAUCCCUUCUAAACGACCGCGUCCCGAUGAUGGGAUGUCCAUGUCUCCUAGGCUUGCCCCUGGUGGUUUGCCUAAUUCUCGUUCGCAUACCCCUCAAGUGCCAUAUCCGGGUUAUCAGGGCCAACAGAUAAAUGGAGCAUCGCAAUUUCCUCAGCCGCAGCAUGCGCCAACUCCUUACCAGCACCUACAACCGGGAGGCUCGGCUAAUGCGAGCCCAUCCCCUAUCCUCCCGGAAUUUGAUCAGCAAGCCGUGCAACGGGUGCAAACUGCGUCUCCUAGUCCGUUUUCGCCCGCUGGAAUCCAUGUUGGCCCACAAAUAUCUCCUUCACACUCUGAUCAUGGCAGUCGCGUCAAUACUCCACAGAACAGCCCUUUCCCCCCAGGUCAACCUUAUGGCCAGGUUGUCGGAUCCCAUUUCUCGCCAUCACCCGCAAUGACUUCCGCUGGCAUUCAUCCUGCGAUGCAAGCGCAAUUCAACCAAAGCAGUGCUUCCCAUCUCCCGCAAGGAUUUCCUCAUCAGCCACAGCAACAGCAGCAACAACCACCACAACAACCACCACCACCACAACAGCAACAGCAAAUGUCUUCGAAACAGCGGCCUUAUCAAAUUCGGCUCCAAAACCAAGCGCGCCAGAUGCAGGCAGUUGCCUCUCCUGUUUCAGUGGGGCGUCCAAUUGGCCCUGGUGGAACGGGGCAGACCCCUAUGCAACAUCCCCAUAUGGCGACCAUGCGACAAAUACAGCAAAAUAUGGCUAAACCUACGAGUCAAGAAGGGUUUUUACAGGUCCUUCAACGGUUCUGGAUGUCACGGGGCCAUCCUCAAGUCAACCUGACCCCCGUCGUCAGUGGACGACCACUCAAUCUGAUGCAGCUAUAUGCGACUGUCAUGAAGAUGGGUGGCUCAAAAAAGAUUAUUGCGACAAACUUGUGGCCUGUGGUGGCCCAACAACUACAGUUUCCCGCCAUGCAGUAUCCAACAGCAGCGCAGGAGAUCCGUGAACACUACAUGAACUCCCUCGCGCAAUAUGAACAAGCGUGGUUAAGUUCGCAGCAGAAACAAUUCACAGAUCAGAUGCACGGUAGUUCCCAGCGGGAUCCUCUAGAAGGCCCUCUCGGCAUUAACCCUCAAAUGUCACCCGCCAAGCCCAUGGGCAACCAUUCCUUCGACAUGCCCAUGACCCAACAAUUCUCCCCGGUCUCGGCUCAGAACCAGCAAGUACAAUCGCAUAAUCACGCCCCUCCUAUACCGGUAAAUGGCUUCGCGACUCCGUCACAAUCUAAAUCUCAACAGCAGAAGCAUACUAGCCAUCAGCAACGAUCGAGUUUGUCCCGGCCACCAGAGUCGAUGUCUCCUAAUGGACGGGUUGCCCAGUUUUCAGCAUCCCCUAUCCAAGUGGAGAAAAAGCCCAGUCCCGUUGUGACAAAAUCGCAACCUGGCAGUGGCGGUAUGGCGGGUGAGGAACUGACGAGCACAUCUUGGCGACGACCUAUAGAAGACACGUUCAAACCUGCUGUGUUUCCUGAAAGCCAAUAUCAUGGGCCUAUUAUUGUGGACGAAAUGUUCCAACUAGGCGAAGAAAUUAUACGAUUGAAACCUAAUGUACCUAGUUUUUUGGAACUUGGGGUAAUCGAUAUUCACGCUCUGACCAUGAGCAUUAAAUCGGGCAUUCACGCCGAGAUGCGCAUGGCGUUGGACACCUUGACGGAGAUGUCCAAUGAACGAUCGAUACAGGUUUCACUCGAUAAUUGCGAAGACCUCGUUGAAGCACUGGUCGAGUGCGCUGAGGAACAAGCAGAGCUUCUUGCGGAGAACGCGGCUGAAGUUUCUGAUGUUAUGCUUUUUCCGUCGUAUGAGGAGGUUUUCCGAGGCUGUCGGCAAGAGAUGGAAGCUUUGCUGGAUGUACCAGAGUUUGGCAGCCUAGAUUAUGAACUCGAUCGCGCCGUGGACCGGCUCAUCUGUAUCACUACCAUCAUACGAAACUUCUCCUUCGCUGAAUCGAACCUGGCUUCGCUGGGUAUGCCCUUUGUCGUCCGAUUUAUAUCGACGAUAAUACGGUAUUUAGGAACAAGAAACAUGUUGUUACGAACUCACCAAAAUACCCUGGAUUUCAUGAAAGACGCCGUCAUUUACCUCAGCAAUCUGUCUCAUUCUAUUCAACUUCCUGGAAAGGACGAAGCACUCUGUUUAUUACAUUUCCUUUUAUCCUUUGCCCCGACUCCUGUCCCAACCUCUUUCGGUAAUAACACUAUUAUGUUCACGCCAUACAACCCAAGCAUACACAAAUACAUGCCUGCCGCCGUAGACAGCUUGGCCAAACUACUUGCGCGAGACGACCCAAAUCGCACCUACUACAAAGCCAUUUUCGCUCAGGACUGCGCCUCAUCACCCCCCUAUGAACUACUCACACGAACCUUGGGCCUCUCCAUCGCCGCCAUCCCAAAGCACAUGCGAGGAAACAUCGUUGGCCUAGUCGACGCCCGCAAACCACUACUCAUGCAAGGCAUGCUCGCCGCAGAGAUCCUCUCCGGCUUCGCAGAUAACACCAUCGCGCGCUCCUGGCUCGAAUCGACCGAUGGCUUUGCCACCAGCCUGCUCCGCCUCGCCUGUCUCCUGAGCAUAGAUCGCACAGCAGGGAACGCCUCCGCUUCUUCGGUGACCUCGUCCUCAGCGACGGCAGUGUCGCACCGGCACGGUAGCCACCCAGGCGCCCGGGCUGCGGAGGUGGAAUUCCAUGGCUAUGGGUCCAUUACGUCGCGGGCACUAGCGACCCUUGUGCGCCUUGCGCGGAAGUCGAGGAUGGCGGAUUCUACUAGCGGUGGCGGUAAUAAUAAUGCGGGAGGGAGUGGAAGUGGAAGUGGAAAUGGGAGUAAAGAGGGUGAAGUUCCGUUGGGAGUGUUGCCGAAGAAGGAGAAUUUGCUCGGCGCACUUUUGACGCCGAAUAUUGAUCCAAAUGUUGUAAGGCAGCUUUGUGAAUAUGCGGGGUUGGGAGGUUGAGAUUUACCUUGGUCUGUUCUUCCUUUUUGCAUUAUGCCUUUGCUAUUCAUUUUUAUUCACUUUUGUAUUUUUUUUGUUCAGCCAGGCUUGGCUGGGUUGGAAUGGGGCGUCAAUAUAUAUAUAUAUAUAUAUGCUUUUAUCCUUAUCUUUAUCCUUGUCUGUAUUUUGUGUGAAGGAGAAGGUAUUCUCAACAGGACGGAAUGGGCGGAUGUGCAACGCAAUUCAAUGCGAAUGCAGAGUACAGGGGGCAAAUUGGGGUUGUCGACGAAUCCUUCCUCCGUUUGUUUUCCCUCUUUCCUUCUUUUUUCGCCUUUUUCUUUUUUUCUUUCUUCGUCCUACCUCAUCUGUCUCUGUCUCUGUCUCCCCCUCUCAAUCUUGAGUGUUUUUAUAUUUUCCACUGUAUUUUUCAUUUUCGUUUUUGUCGUGAGUGAGUGAGUGAGGGAUUGAUUGAUUGAUUUGGUUUUUUAUUGUGUAUCUAGCUAGCUACCCUACAUAUAUCAUUCUUCGUCUUC